Molecule: messenger RNA, 1551 nt
Organism: Symbiodinium natans
Lineage: Eukaryota; Dinophyceae; Suessiales; Symbiodiniaceae
Source: the annotation of a GenBank genome assembly
AUGCCCGUGCAGCCCAUGUCGAUGCAGCCUGGUCCAAGCGCAAGCCAUUGGGAGAAGCCCACGUUGAACUGCCGAACCAUGUUUGUGCUGGGAUCCAUGAACCUCAUUGAUUGCAUCAAUGCCAACCUCCUAACUCCUUACGUGGACAGGUUGGUCUCGACAUUUUUGGAGAAGAGUCCCCAGAGCCCCGAGGUGGCUCAUGUGGUUUCCCUGCUCAUCGGGGUCUACCCUCUCGUCGAAGCUUUCGUCUCGCCUUUCUGGGGCAUGUUCGCCGACUACGCUGGGAGGAGACCCUGCCUACUUGUGGGCCUCGGCGGCUCAGUCAUCGCGCCUGUGGUCUUCGGACUGGGGCAGUCGUUUCCGGUGCUCUUCGCCGCCCGUGCGAUCGAUGCCUUCUUCUGUGGGAACAGGGGUGUGACUCUUACGUACCUGGGUGAGAUUGUCGAUGCGAGCAACGAGGCAAAGGGCUUUGCGAUCCUUGGGGGCUGCUUCUCCAUGGGCCUCGUCAUCGGACCGGUCCUCGGAGGAUCGCUCGUGUUCCCGGCCGACUGGGCGCCCAGAAUUUUUGGAGGGACCAUUUUCGAUUCUCACCCCUUUCUCCUUCCGAAUCUGACCUAUGCUAUCUUUGCGGCCCUUGUGUGGCUGAUCGGGGCCUUGUUCUUGGAGGAGACCUUGCCAAGAGAGCAGCGCUGCGUACGCAAGAGAAGAGCCGAAUCUCCGCUUUCCCAGGGCAGCCCUUCCAGCGCAACUUGUCAGAACGAGUCAGCAGAGGCAAGCGUGAGAAGCAGGAGAUUCAAGAUCCUUGCAAUCUUCCCAACCUUUCCAAAAGCCACACUUCAAGUCAUGUUGGCGUACUGGAGCAUGUCCGGCUGCGUGGCAGCGAUGCGGCAGUUGCUGAUUCUGGUGCUGUCUUUCGGCCGUGAAGUUGAUGGCUUCGACUUUGGCCCGCACCAGCUUGGGAUGCUUCAGAAUAUCGGUGCCGUGGCGCUGAUCCUGUGCCAAAGCUUCGUCUACGCACCGCUGACAAAGAAGCUCGGCUUCCUCGCCACCUACCUGAUUGGCUUCGUGCUCUUGAACCUCUCCUUCAGCUUCCUGCCAAUAAUUGGCCUCUUUGCAGAUCCCGGACGGUAUGGACUCUUGAGAUGGAUACCUUUAGGGGCGGCCAUGUUCUGCUUCACGGGUGCCGCGGGCCUGACGUUCCCAACGGCCUUUGCCUUCAUCAACAGGGCUGCAGCUGGCCCAAAUCGUGGAGCCAUCAACGGGUACACGGCCGCAGGCGGUGCCUUGUCCCGCGGCUGCUUCCCACCUCUGGCGGCAGUGCUGCUGGGCCAAUGUAGCCGGCUGGGUGGAUUUGGCCGCUACGUCCCCUUCUAUGCUGCGACCGUAGUCAUGGGGCUGGGUCUUGCCAUCUCCUGGCCUGGCAUGCGCAAGAUGGAGAAGAACUCCAUUGGAGCACAGCAAGCACAGCAAGCGAGCGAUGAGCAGGAUCAGAGGAGGUCGCGCCAGGAGCCGCUCAUGAGCGAAGCCGAUCCGCCCGGUGAGUCGACAUAG